This is a messenger RNA of Gracilinanus agilis (Agile Gracile Mouse Opossum), 2456 nucleotides long. RefSeq names its product uridine-cytidine kinase 1 like 1 (gene UCKL1). The record is from RefSeq and is a predicted model, not a curated record. The transcript has 15 exons. The coding region runs from base 594 to 2252 and encodes 552 amino acids. Lineage: Eukaryota; Metazoa; Chordata; Mammalia; Didelphimorphia; Didelphidae. Gene Ontology annotation, molecular function: ATP binding; kinase activity. Gene Ontology annotation, cellular component: cytoplasm.
CUAGGCACUGGGAGAUAUAAAGAUGAAAAACAGCAAUGUUUCUGUAUUCAAGGAGCUUACAUUCUGCUGGCAGCAGGGGGUUGGUGUGAAAGAGAAGUGAAUGAAUCUCAAGUGCCGUGUAGAUAUAAUACAAGACAGGGUGUGACGAGAGAGAUCCAGACAAAGUGCUCCGCGACAAUUUGAGGACGGAGAGAACACUAAACGUGGGCUGGAUCAUCAGAACGUCCGACAAGGCCAGUUCAACAGUGAAAUAGCAGUCAAGUAAGAUGCAAAAUAAGUUCCCAGCCCAGCGCAGGUGUCCUUAAGGUCAGAGCUCUGGGAAUCCCCUCAACGGGCUUGUCGCUUCCAGUAAGGACUACAGCUCCCAGGAUGCAGCGGAGCCCCCACCGUGUAGCCCCAGUGGACUUGUAGUUCUCUUCGAAUCCACUCUCCGAAGCCAAGACGAGACGCGGAACCACAAUUCCCAGAAGUCCUCGGGGGAGUGCUAGUCUCUCCGUGCCCCAGCAGCGGCCGCCGCAUCCUAGUCAGUGUCCGCCUCCUCCCGGCUCCGGCCCGGGACUCGGCUCCGGCCCCGUUACGAACCUGGAGGCUCAAUGGCGGCGGCGCUGGCGCUGGCCCUUUCGGCCACCACCGCCUCCCCGUCACCUCCCACAGAGGAAACCCCCCCGGGAGUAGAGGCGCGGGACGACGGGGCGGAGGGCGAGGCGAGGUGCGAGGCCAGCAGUGCUGAAUCUCUAGACAGACUUCUUCCUCCUGUGGGCACAGGCCGAUCACCCCGGAAAAGAACCACUAGCCAAUGUAAAUCAGAGCCACCCCUAUUGAGGACCAGCAAAAGAACAAUUUACACAGCUGGGCGGCCUCCCUGGUACAAUGAACAUGGGACACAGUCAAAGGAAGCUUUUGUCAUUGGCCUGGGUGGAGGUAGUGCCUCUGGGAAAACCACAGUGGCCAGAAUGAUUAUUGAAGCUUUGGAUGUCCCUUGGGUGGUUCUGCUGUCCAUGGAUUCCUUCUACAAGGUGCUUACCAAGCAGCAACAAGAACAGGCAGCCAACAAUGACUUCAAUUUUGACCACCCUGAUGCCUUCGAUUUUGACCUCAUCAUUUGUACCCUCAAGAAACUGAAGCAGGGGAAGAGUGUGAAGAUCCCCAUCUAUGACUUUACCACACACAGCCGGAAAAAGGACUGGAAAACCCUGUAUGGAGCCAAUGUGAUCAUUUUUGAGGGAAUCAUGGCAUUUGCAGACAAGCAGCUCUUGGAGCUCUUAGAUAUGAAGAUCUUUGUGGACACAGACUCGGACAUCCGUCUGGUGCGACGACUUCGAAGAGAUAUCAGUGAGAGAGGCCGAGACAUCGAGGGGGUCAUCAAACAAUACAACAAGUUUGUCAAGCCAGCCUUUGACCAGUACAUCCAGCCUACCAUGCGUCUUGCAGACAUUGUAGUUCCUCGAGGGAGUGGAAAUACCGUGGCCAUUGAUCUGAUUGUUCAGCAUGUCCACAGCCAGCUGGAAGAGAGGAAGCUACGCUGGGAUAUGGCAGCAUUGGCCUCAGCCCACCAGUGCCACCCUCUUCCCAGGACCCUUAGUGUGCUGAAGAGCACCCCCCAAGUGAGGGGGAUGCACACCAUCAUCAGGGAUAAAGAGACCAGUCGAGAUGAGUUCAUCUUUUAUUCAAAGCGGUUAAUGAGACUUCUCAUUGAGCAUGCUCUCUCCUUCUUGCCCUUCCAAGGCUGCACAGUCCAAACACCUCAGGGGCAGGACUAUGAAGGAAAAACGUAUGCUGGGAAGCAGAUCACAGGGGUGUCCAUCCUAAGGGCUGGGGAGACCAUGGAACCAGCACUGCGGGCUGUGUGCAAGGAUGUCCGAAUUGGCACCAUUCUCAUCCAGACCAACCAGCUCACCGGCGAGCCAGAGCUGCACUACCUCCGGCUCCCCAAGGACAUCAGCCAGGACCAUGUGAUCCUGAUGGACUGCACAGUGUCCACGGGUGCAGCUGCCAUGAUGGCCGUGAGAGUCUUGUUAGAUCACGAUGUUCCGGAAGACAAGAUAUUCCUGCUCUCGCUGCUGAUGGCCGAGAUGGGUGUUCACUCUGUGGCCUAUGCCUUUCCCCGGGUGAAGAUCAUCACCACAGCUGUGGAUAAGAAAGUGAAUGACCUUUUCCGAAUCAUCCCUGGCAUUGGGAACUUCGGAGACCGCUACUUUGGGACAGAUGCCCCACCUGACUGGAGUGAUGAGGAGGAGCUGGCCGCCACUUAGCACAGCCUUGCAAGGGAAUCUUUGCCUUCUCUCACCCUUCCCCUCCUCUGCCUGGACAAGUCUUCCAGGGACUCCCAACAGGGCUGGGCAGGACAGGGCUGUGGAAGAACCUGGACUCACAUUCCUGGGCUUUCAGUGGAGGGAGAAGAGAGAUUAAUAUAUUUUUCAUUUAACUUUGCCAAUAUAAUUUAUUCCAAAAGUUUU